AAUGUUCAGAAAUUUGUCAGAUAUCUGGAUUUUUUUUGUUCUGAAAUGGAAAUACGAUAUAUCAUUUUAAUAAUCGUUAUCGCGGAGCUUUAACCGAGAUCAUUAUUUGUAAACAAAAAACUGAUCGUCAGGUGCUCGUAAGCAUGUUAGAAAUUUAAAAUUAUGUACUGUGAGUAGUAUGUCCAAAUCUCUUGUUGCGGAUUACGAAUCCACUAGUGAGGAAGAAGAUGAAGCUUGUUUAAAGUCUGGUAAAGAAACUCAUGUUGUUCCUUUGGCAUCAGCAACGGAGAUGCUUGACCAAAAUGGACCUAAUAUUUCAACUUCUGUGUUUACAAAUCCAUACAGAGAAGCUGCAAACUAUGAACAAGCUAUUUUAGAAAAGCAUGUCAAAAUGACAACUGUAAAAGAGCCAGAGUUCAGUCAGACUACAAAAGUUUGCUUCAAAUUUUUCAAAGGCAAGUGCAAACUUGGUGAUAAAUGCCGCUUUCGUCACCAUAAUACAACUAUAAUUAAUGAUUCUGAAAAUGAUGAAACUAUAGAUAAUAAACAAAAAAGAAAACGAUGUGGUUUGAAAGAUGACCUUGUACCUCCAAACAAAUAUAUGAAAAUUUAUAAUAAAUUAAAAAAGUAACUUUUCUCUCCAUUA
This is a messenger RNA of Stegodyphus dumicola, 646 nucleotides long. RefSeq lists its product as uncharacterized. Gene Ontology annotation, molecular function: metal ion binding. The record is from RefSeq and is a predicted model, not a curated record. Lineage: Eukaryota; Metazoa; Arthropoda; Arachnida; Araneae; Eresidae.